AUGAGCGUAAUCAACGAGUGGCUUGACGAUAUCAACAUAAUCGACCUUCGAGAUGAGGACAGCCUUGAGAGCACUGGACUGCCUACCCAGCCAUCUCCUUCCAAACAAAGAUACGACACAAAUUCCUCGUGGACCAUGGACAACCAAAAAAGUCAACGUCACGAUGUAAAAGAUUCAGAGAACGACUUCGAUCCUGUUCCAAACUCUUUACCAUCCUGUAUCGCUCUUACACUUUCUUCUGAGGCGAAAUCAUCCUACCAACGAUCGCUUAACCCGGAACAACGUAAAGCCAUCCUAGCAAACGCGACACCAAAAGUAUGCUAUAUCAACGAGCUAGAUGCCCUAUUGCUGGCUCAAUGUCAGACUUACGAAAGUUUCUUGCGAGUAAUGGCUCGAGCGAUUGGGAGCCAGCCCCCGCACGAAAUCCGGGAGAUCCUUACUGGCUCUCGUAAAUGA
Messenger RNA from Aspergillus alliaceus, 456 nucleotides. RefSeq lists its product as uncharacterized. NCBI's taxonomy places the organism in Eukaryota, Fungi, Ascomycota, Eurotiomycetes, Eurotiales, Aspergillaceae. The record is from RefSeq and is a predicted model, not a curated record. Bases 1 to 456 code for a protein of 151 amino acids. The transcript has a single exon.